AUGGCACGAAUGAAGUCGGGCACAUCUCUGAACUUAGUUCCAGGGAUCUCUCAGCACUUGCUUGACGAGCAGGAAGCUGUACAGAAGCGGACUUUUACAAAAUGGAUCAACUCCCAUUUGGCAAAGCGUGACCCGCCCCUGGUGGUGACGGAUCUGUACGAGGACAUUAAGGAUGGCGUGAUGCUGUUAGCACUUCUGGAAGUGUUGUCUGGACACAAGCUGCCUUGCGAGCAGGGCCGCAAGCUCAGAAGGAUCCACUGGCUGGCCAACGUGGGAACGGCGCUGCACUUCCUCGAGGGCAGGAGGUCUGUGUACAGAGGAUCUCCGAUCAAACUGGUUAACAUCAACACCACGGAUGUUGUAGAUGGCAGACCCUCGAUCGUCCUGGGCUUGAUAUGGACCAUUAUAUUAUAUUUCCAGAUUGAGGAACUCACCAGCACGCUACCACCUCAGAACGUACAGACGAGCAGCACAUCCUCGGUGGACAGCUCCAACAGCACAGAGGCGAUCAGCCCGCCUGUCAAACGCAAGCCCCGCCUCUCCUUCCAGGGCGGAGCCAAGAAGGCUCUACUUAAAUGGGUUCAGAAAACCGCUACCAAGAGACUGGGUCUGGAUGUCAGGGAUUUCGGUCCUAGCUGGCGUUCGGGUAUAGCGUUUCACGCCGUCAUCUUCGCUCUGCGUCCUCAGCUGGUGGACAUGGAGCGCGUGUGGAACCAACCCAACAGAGCCAACCUGGAGGAGGCGUUCUCCCUGGCUGAGAGAGAGCUGGGCAUCCCGCGCCUACUCGACCCCGAGGACGUAGACGUCGAUAAACCAGAUGAAAAGUCCAUCAUGACGUAUGUGGCUCAGUUCCUGAAGCAUCAUCCCGACUCGGUGGAGAGAGGGAGUGUCAGAAACGAGGAGGAGCGUGAACAGAGGAACGCUCUGAGGGAGCUGAAGGUCUGGGCCGAUCAGAUGGACAGGGACUGCGCUGAGGCUCAAACGGACGCCGAAGAUCUCAGUCAGCAGUACCAGGUCUUUAAGCAUUACCAUGUGCAAUAUGAGAUGAGGAAGAGACGAGUGGAGUCCUGCAUUCAGUCCACUCAGAAGGACGGCAUGCUCACUUCAGACCAAGCUCUGGUUAAACAGGCGUGGGAGAGACUAUCCGCUAGGCUCCUGGAGUGGCAUGUGCAGCUGGAUGGUGGGUUGCCAGAUCCUCUAGGUUCUGUAGGUGUGUGGCUCCAUCAAGCAGAGAAGGUCCUCCAAGAGGAGUUGGUUCUUCAGCAGAGCCACGAGGAGACCGCCAAUGUCAUCCACCGAACAAGGCAGCUCCAUCAGGAGGUCCUUGGCCUCGUUGAAAUGCACCAGCAGACCUUCCAGCGUUUCCAUGGGGACUGGAGCGUCGUUGGCAUUGCCGGCAUUCCUGUACCUGCUGAACAGCUCCAGGACAUGGCAGAGAGAUUAAACUACAUUUCUACCUCCUCACACAUUCAUCUGAGCAAACUGGAAUUCUGGGAGUCGAAGUACCGCAUGCUGGACUUCCUAUCGCUGGGCGAAUCCAAGCUGAAAUCCUGGAUAAUUAAAUACGGACGCCGAGAAACAACCGAGCUUCUGCUCCAGAGCUAUGUGUCAUUUGUCGAAGGCGAGCACUUCUUCCAAAAGUACGACUCCAUCGACGAGGUUCUGAAGCAGGCCGCCGUGCUUUACAUAAGCGCUGAUGCUUCAGUUGAGAAGAGGGUGAAGCGCUUCCUGAGGGAUGUGGCUGAUCAGUGGAGGAGUCUGGCGGUGGAGGUGCGCAGCGUCAGGUCCAUGCUGGAGGAGGUGCAGGGGAACUGGGAGAAGUACAGCAGCUGUGUGGCGUCUCUGCAGGCCUGGCUGGAGGAUGCUGAGCGAGCGCUGAGACAGCCAGAGAACACGAAACGAGAGUUCUUCAGGACUCUUCCACACUGGAUGGAGAAUCACGCCAGCAUGAAUGCUUCAGGAAAUUUCCUCAUUGAGACGUGUGAUGAAACGGUGGCUCGUGACCUGAAACACCAGCUGCUCCUCCUCAACGGGAGAUGGAGAGAUUUAUUCAGUCAAGCCAAACAGUACGCUCGUGUUCUCGAGACUCAGACUCACAGCGAGAUGGAGCUGCAGGACGCCAUUAAGGUUCUCCGAGACUUUUUAGAAACUUCUACAGCCAAACUUACCUCACCUGUCCAGGUGUCUCUAUUGGACGUCAGAACAUUUGUGAGGAACGUUCAGGUAGAGAUUCACAGGCUUCCAGCGAUGGAGGUGAGAUAUAAAACGGCUACUCGCACGGCUCAGCUCUGGACCAGAGACUCCAGCAGGGGGGAUGGAAAGCAAGCCCUCGUUACUAUGGCAUCCAUUAAAGGACAGCUAUACAAGAUGAAGGAGAAAUGUCCACUGGUGCUGAGAGAGUGUCACACUGUGCUUCCUGUGUUAGAAGAGCUAGAGGGACAGAUCUCAGCCUUCUAUCAGAUAGCUGAUCAUGCAGGUCAUAUCAUCGCUCAGCAGCACGACCAGCAUAAAAACCAGGAGUUGCUGUCGCAGCAGCAGAGCUGUAAGAGGUGUGUGUGCGCAGUGGAGCGGAGUUACCUGGCCCUGCAGAGGGCGCUCUGCUGCAUGAAGACUCUCUACAACUUUGACGCGUCUCUUCUGCAGAACAGAGUCACCGAGCUUCAGACCACCGCCCAGGCCCUGAUGCAGGAGGCGUUGGAGUGGAGGAGGGUCGCGGAGGCUAACGGUAACCUGACACGCCGAUUCGAGGAGACUCGCGCUGAGCUGGAGAAGACCCUGGGGGUGGGCCAGGCGUGUCUGACAGAGAGAGGAGACCCUGCUGAGCUCUUCAGCAAACACAGCGACUUUUUCAGCAGACUGGACCAGCGAGUGUUGAAUGCGUACCUGAAGGCGUGUGAUGACCUCACCGAUAUCUUACCUGAGGAGGAACAGCAGGGUCUACAGGAGUCAGUCAGGAGGUUGCACAAACAGUGGAAGGACAUCCAGGCCGAAGCUCCGGCUCACCUGCUGAGGCUGAGAGUGAUGGCAGAAAGGCGCUUGGUGAUGACGUCACUGCAGGAGUGCAGGGCGGAGCUACAGCGAGAGGAGAAGAUGCUCACCACAGCUGGCAGUGAGAGAGUGAUCCGAGAACACAGGGCUUUUUUCAGAAACAAGAACCCCAUUUCGACAUGCGAGAGGAGGCUGAAGACGAUGGAACAGCUCUGCAAGAAACUUCCCGAAAAUGACCCAAUGCAAAAAACCCUACUGGAGACCAGAGAUCAUGUAUCAGAGGUCAAAGGUGAAGUGGAAAGUGCUCAUGUAAGACUCCAGGAGCAUCCAGACAAGUGGAACGAGUGGAACUGCAGGUUCGGGGAACUCUCAGCCUGGAUCGCGUCCCAGCACAGAGAUGGAGAGAGCGUUGCUGUGCAGCGUGAGGUGAAGAGAUCUCAGGAAGACACUUUGUCCUGGCUCACGGUUCGUCUGGAGGUGCUGGAGGAUCUGAGCACCGAUGCUGAAGCUGCGACACGGAGAACAGCUCUGGACGAGCUCGGGCACACCCUCACCACCCUGCUGUCAUCUCUUGAUGAAGCGAUGUCUCUAGAUGGGAACAGUGAGAGAGGAGAGGAGGACGAGGACGUGCUUCAAACGCAGGAACACAGCCGAAUCCUGAAUGCAGAGAGUGUCACGGAGGCCAGGCAGCUGCUUCUCAUUCACCAGCAAAAGCUGAAAUCCCAGCAGAAGAGAAAAGGAUAUAUGUGUGAAGCAUCAUUUCACGGUGAGGAGAGUAGCGAAGACUGCAGUCGGGCAGCACAAGAGAAACGUCUACAGGCCACUGUGAGCGCAUGGCAGGAGUUUGAUCUGGACCGAGAGGCCGUGUGGCAGUUUGUAUGCAGGGCGACUCCUGUCCUGGAGAGAGAGUUUAUCUUCAGCAGCCUGGAAGACCUCACGAAUCAACUCGAUUACGCUCGCGAGCUUCAUACACAGACGGGUGUGUUCAUCGAGAAGACCGAUUCACUGAUGAAGAAGGCGUCUGAGAUUCACUUGGGUUCGGAGAAUUAUUCUCUGCUGCGUGAUCAAGCCAAAGUAGCUCAGAGGAGAGUGAGGGACAUGCAGGACAGCCUCGGGAAAAUGAUAUGGGAGCUCGGUGAGACACAGGCACGAUGGCAGCGUUUCAGUUGUGAGUCAGAAGCGCUGUCCUACUGGGGGUGCGAGAGAGAGAAGGAGCUGGAGGCUGUAGAUGGCAACACUGCUGCCUUGGAACGACAGAUUCACACUUUGCAGGUGAUGGAGGCAGGUUUAGAGGAAAAGAAAGACGUCUUGAGGCAACUGGAGGCGGAGUCUCGUGCUCUGACUCGUUUCAUCACUCCUGGAGAGGCGGAGCAUAUUAAAGCUCGUUUAAUGCAGAUCAGCAGUUCCUGGGAGGAGCUUUCAAACAACGUGAAGCGACGAGGGGCGGAGCUUCAAGCUAGCUUAUUGCAUAAAUUGAAGUUGAGUGAGGAUAUGGAUGAGGUUAAAAGCAUGAUGAAAGAUCUCACAGAGAAGUUGAAUAAACCAGUUACAGACUGCACAUCAACAUCACUGACAUACCAAGCGCUUCAUGAGCAUAUGGAUGCAUGGCAGGCUCUUAAGCUCCUGCAGCCCAGAUUGGUAUCAUUGAGCUUGGGUUUAAGAAGAAUAUCUCAUAAAGAUCAGGUGGAGAAAGAAGUAUCAGACCUCCAGCAGGCUCAUAUACAGUACACUAAUAAGGCUGCCAGGAAACAAGCCAAACUGGAGGACCUGUUGACUCGGUGGCAGCAAUAUGAAAGAGGACUCUCAGUUCUUCAGGGCUGGUUGGACAGUUCAGAGAACCUCUGUAAAUCUGAUACUCCAUACCUGAUCACGGAAAAAACCAAACUCCAUUGCCAGCUACAAACACUACAGGACCUGCAGAGUGAGGUUCCCUCUCAGGAGUCUUUGCUGGAGAAGUUGGAGACCCAGGCCGAGUUUCUGUACCCCACAGCGUCAGAGGAACGAGUGGGAGAACUGACAGAGCUUCACUGCAACCUGGAGGAGAGGUGGUGUUCUCUCAGUGUGAGCAUCCCUCUCAGGAUUCAAGAACUUCAGGCCCAUCUUAUUCGGCUUGAGCAGUUUAACCAGGUUCUUGUGACCCUCACUCAAUGGAGUGAAAAUGUGCUCAGGCAGCUGAGAACCAGAUCCAGAGUCACCAUCACUGACUUGACAUCUGCUGGUACCCAAAUCAAGGAUGAUGAAGCUCUUCUUCAAACCCAAAGCAAAACAAUGGAGGACCUGAAGAAGCACCUGGAAGGACUAAGACCUUCCUUGGCGCCACUGGAUCUCCACCAAUUACAGGCCAAGCAGGAAGACUGUCUCCAGCCCUUCUCAGAGGCUAAGUGUCUGCUGCAGAACCGUUCUGAGGCUCUGGUUAAACUUGAGUCCUUCUUAGUGACCUAUAAGUCCACCACGAAUUCACUCCAGAACCUGCAGAGAGCUGUAGGACAGGCAAACUGGGACCAAACCAAGGAUAGGAACCUGAACCAGGAACUAGAGCAGUUGUCCCAGGAAUUAUCUUCUAUGGAGGUGCAGGCUAUAAGUCUGGACAGUAGUCUGAACAAGGCAUAUCUGCACCUGCACGGAACCGAUGAGGACAGGACAUCCUGCCGGGGGCUGGUGGAGGAUCUGGGAUCAGGUCUGCAGCAGAUUCAGAGGAGCAUGGGGACAAGGCAGAGCGAGGCCGAGGCACUACGAGCCAUGUGGAGCUCCUUUACAAGAAGAAAGGAGCUGCUUUUGAGGAGUUUGAUGGAGCUGGAGGAUAGAGCCAGAAAACAAUGGCUUCCAGAACCAAUCCCACAGAACUUCCAACAAAGGUUGUGGAUGCUGAACCAGUUGGAGGAGGAGCUCGAUGCUAUGCAGCACAGUCAGCUGUGGUUAGGGGAGAAAGCUGAGCAGUUGGCUCACAGAGACCCUGAGAUGGCCGAGGAGGCCCGGCGGGAUGUGACCCUUGUCCAGACCAGCUGGGAGAAAAUCAAAGACAUCAUCUCUGAGGAGCAGAAGCAGUGCAGAGUGCUGGGGGAGAUGUGUAAAGAUUACCAGACCCUGAAAUACAAACUCGGCUCAGUUGUAGAAAGAGCUCGUGCUGUCACUGUUGCCCAGUCUGUCCAGCACAACCUUGAGGACAUCUGGAGAGCCCUGACCCGGCUGGAGGCGGUGAAGUCAGAGUUGGCAGGCGCUCAGGAUGACCUCGAUUCGUUCAUCUGUAAAAGUAAAUCCUUCAUCCGUGAACUGAGGAACUUUCCAGAAGAUGCAGCAGAAGCAGUCCGCGUGGAAAUAGACACCAUUGUGGACCAGUGGAUGGACACGUCAGAGAGGAUGGAAACUGAAGCAGAUCGUCUUACAUCCGCUCUCGAGUUAUGGAAUGACAUUAACGCGAUCGUUACUGACAUCGAGUGUUGGAGCGCCACCUCAGUUAGUGAGCUCGGUGAUGGACCCGUUAACCUCUUAUCCAGUGCCAACAUGGAGGACUGCCUCAGUCAGUUUAAGCUGGAGAUUGAGAGUAAAAAGGUGCUAAUGGAAACCCUGCAAGGGAAAGUUACCGAACUACAGGAAGUGACGAAGAACCAGCAAAGUGACAUCGAGCUCCAGGCGAUGGGAGCUGAUCUGAGGAAGAAGAUCUUCCGUGCUGAAGAGGUUUAUGAGCAGGCCAGUUCCAUCCUGAGGGACUUCAGCUGUCAGAGCCGUCAACUCCAGGACGUGAUUUCCCACAUGGCUGAACAACUGGACACCAUCGAGAGCACGUUGUCCAAGCUAUCGCAGUCAUGUGACCCAGAAAAUGUGGCCAAGAUUAAGGAGCUCCAGAAGACUCUGAAGCAGGUGGACGGUGAUUUGGACGUGACGUCCGAGUCUCUCCGAGUGCUCUGUAGAGCGUACCCAGCUCGGCAGCUCACCGCUCUCGGGGAGAGCAUCACUGAGCUGGUGAAGCGGGGUGAAGCAGCCACUCAGCGUUCCAGCCGGGUCCUCCGAACUCUACAAGAAACACUAGUGCACAGGUUUAACGAACUCACACAGGAUUUCCACAGUUGGCUCUCGGAGCUGAGAGCAGGUACCGAGGAGCACUCUGAGGACGUUCCUGAGGUUCCCGCUCAGCUGCACAGGCUCAAGGUGUCUCUGGAGCGGGUCAACGAGGGGGAGAAACUCCUGACUAGACUUCAUGAAGAAGAAGAGAAGCUCCUAGCACACCUGUCUAAAUCUGCAGCUGGAGGAGUGCGGGAGGGCGUGGCCUCAUGUCAGCUGGCGCUGGACGGGUUUACUGCCGCCUGCAGACAAAGAGUGCGGUGUUUAGAAGAGAGCGCCGCCCUACAGGACGGGUUGGAGGUGUGUGUUGACGAGUUGAGGGACUGGCUGCAGAAGAUGGAGGAAAACCUGCAGAAAGAGGCGACUCUGUAUGGAGCGAGCCAGCCAGGAGUCCCAGACUGCUCCGCACAGCUGAAAAGGGUGGAGCAAAUCCACAAAGAGCUGCUCGCAAAAAGGCCGUCUCUGGAGCGUCUGUAUCAGGCCUCUCUACCCCUGUCCGAGGUGAACAGCGUCCCCGGCGAGCUCCUUUCCUCCCAUCAGGCUCUGCUUCAGGAAGCCUGGACUCGACUGCACCACCUGCAGGAGUACCAGGCCUUCGGGGAGGCGCUGAGGGCGGUGGGGGACUGGCUGGAGGAGGUCAAGGGCAGGCUGGAGAAGCUGGAGAGCACCGAGGGGAACAAACAGGAGGUGGAGGAGAGACUGCAACGAGUGCAGGAUAUCCUGUUAAUGAAGGGUGAGGGAGAGGUAAAGCUGAACAUGGUUGCCGGGAAGGGCGAGCUUGUCAUAAAAAGCAGCAGAGAUGCUGGACAGGAAGUGAUCCGUUCUAAGCUACAGGAAGUGGAGGACGCCUGGGCGGCACUGCUCUUGAGGGCUAUAAGCUGCCACAGCCGUCUGGAGUGGACCGUGAGUCAGUGGGGGCUGUUUGUGGAGUCUCAAGCUCAGCUCAGGACCUGGUUGGAGGAGGUGGAGGCCGAGGUUAAAGGUCCUCUAGAGCCUCAGCUGGGUCUCCGAGAAAAGAGGCAGCAGCUGAACAGACUGUGCCUGCUCUCGGCCGACGUAGAGGACCACCAGGGGGUGCUGUGUUAUUUAGAGGAGAGCGCCGCCGAGCUGUACAAGCGCACCGGAGACCCCGCCUUCAAGGAGGAGGAGACCACUCAGCUCAGGGCGCAGUUUGAUGAUGUCAGAGCUGCUGCAGAGGAGAGAGUCCGUCUUUCAGAAGGUGUCGUUUUCGAGCACGAGAAGUACAUGGCGACAGUGAGAGAGCUCACCGAUUGGCUCAUGUCCAAAGGGGAGGAGCUUCAGAGAUGCUCCGACCCAUCCGGUGACUCCGCCUCCGUCGAGAAGAAGCUGCUGGAAGUGCGGGAGCUGGUGGCGCAGGGAGCGCGCGAAGGGCGCGAGCGGCUGCGGCGCGUGCGGCUGAGCGCAGAGAGCGCGUGCAGGCUGACGGCGGCGUCGGGCUGCGAGCUGAUGGACGGGGAGGUGCUGGCGCUGGCGCGCGCCCUGCAGCAGUGGGAGGGGCAGGCGCUGAAGGCGCGCGACACCCUGGAGACCGCCGUCACCGUCGCGAGCGGGGCGGAGCGCGAGCGGCGUCGCCUCGCCGAGCAGCUGGAGGAGGACACGCUGCGGCUCGAGCGCCGGCUGAGGGAGUGGAGCGACGGGCUCAAGAGCUCCGAGAGGCGCAACAGCGGAGCCGCCGCCGUGGAGGGAUGGACCGUCGCUAAGGGCGUCCUGGAAGGCCUGCAAGCGGCUGAAGUCAUGGAAGAGAAGCUGAAAGCUCAACUCAACGAGCUGUGCGGAUUUUCCAGCGAUCUGGGCGCUCAGUCGGAGCGGGUCAGCGCUGUCAUCAAACUCCACAACAGUCUGAGUCUGCGAGCAGCUCGUGAGUGUCAGAAUAAGGAGAAGCUCCUGGAGCAGCGUUUCCGCUCGUCCCUGCGUGAUUUCCGUCAGUGGCUGGUCAACGCCAACAUCUCCACGGCUAAAUGCUUCGACUCUCCUCACAGCAUCCAGGAAGCUUCCAGCAGCCUCCAGAGGAUUCAGGAGUUCCUGAGUGACAGCGAGCAAGGCCAGGCCCGAUUAAACGCUGUGCUGUCCCACGGGGACCGGCUCGGCGCCGUGGUGUCCGCUGACAGGGUGGAGGCGGUCAGGGCCAAAGCUAACGCCGCCAAGGACGACUGGAGGAACCUGAUAGACAACCUGAAGCAGAGAGAGAUCGUAUUACAGGGUCUCCAGUGUCAGAUGCAAGAGUUUGAAGCGAGUGUGGAGCCUCUUCAGGACUGGAUCAACAGAACGGAGACGAGUGUCCAGGAGAGCAGCGCUCGUCUUCAUGAUCUCCCCGCUAAGAGACUGGAGCUCAGCAAACUGCAGUCGGUGUUGGAGGAGAUGGGCUCCUUGGAAUCGGAGCUGGGAAUGCUGAGAGAGCGAGCUCACAGCCUGUGGGAGGGUCAGGCGGCUGGGAAAGGCUUCGUGCACCGGGUCUGUCAGCUCGCCGCACGCUACCUGGCCCUGAGCAACCGCACGAAGGAGAAGGUCUCCAGGGUGGAGCGUGUAGUCGGAGAGCAUCAGCUCUUCUCCCAGGGCUUACAGGAACUUCAGAGCUGGGUUUCAGAAGCCCAGCAGAUCCUCGAGACCUGCCGAAGUCCCACCGCUGACAAGAAUGUGCUGCUUACCAGAAUGAGCCAGCUUGAGGAGCUGUUGGCAGCACGUCAGGAGCGGGAGAUCCAGCUGAAGAUGCUCAUCACCAGAGGAGAAGCGGUGCAGAGGAACACCUCAGCCGAGGGGGUACCUGUGGUUCGCAAACAGAUCCAGGACCUGAAAGACUCCUGGGACUCGCUUCUGUCUGCUUCGAUUCAGUGCAAAAGCCAGCUGGAAGGCGCUUUGUCUCACUGGACCAGCUAUCAGGAGGACGUGAGCCAGUUCGAGGGCUGGCUGGAACGAGUGGAAGAGAGUCUGGGGAACUCGGAUAAACACUACACCGAGAUGAGGGAGAAGACGGCGAAUUUACGCAAGGCGAAGCUGCUUUACGAGGAAGUGUUGAGUCACUCGAGCCUGUUGGAGACCAUCGCGACAAAGGGCUCCAACCUUCCUGAGCACUCAGCCACUCAGCAGGAGGUACAGGAGCUCAGCGAGCAAUACGCAGCCAUCAAGGACAAAGCCAAGGCUGCUGUCAGGAAGGCAGAAGACCUGGUCCUGGUCCAUCAGGAGUACCAGCGAGGUCUGCACAUGUUUGAGGACUGGCUGGAGCAGGAGCAGAGCAACCUGGGUCUGCUUUCACCCCUGGAUGGAGAUGUCAACACACUGGAGAAGACCUUGAAAGAACUGCAUAUGCUCCAGUCACGUUGCUCCGAAGGCCACACCUUGCUGAAGUCAGCUCUGUCCAGUCGGGAGCGGGUCAUCCCCUGGGGCGUCCCUCAGAUUGAGGACAGGGCGUUGGAGACGGCGCAGAGAGAGUGGCAGGCGUAUCAGGACAGGCUGGAGAACACUCGAGCUAGCCUGGAGCAGACGCUCGUCAGACUGCAGCAGCUGGAGGGAUGUUUCCAGAGUCUGGACCAGUGGCUGGUGGACAUCGAGCUCAAAGUCAGGCUGAGGAGCAACAGAUGCUCUGAUUGUCCUGCGAAAGAAUUACAGCUACAACAGCUACUGCGGUGGCAGGUGGAGGCUGUACAGAAGCAGUGUGAGAUGGAGGCUCUGAGCGCUUUAGCUCAGCAGGUUGUGGAAGACGCCCAUGUCAGCGCCCGGGUCAGCGCCCGGGUCACUCAGCUCACCACCCGCUACCACGCCCUCCUCCUGCGCAUACAGGAGACCAUCCGACAGCUCCAGGAGGAACUGAGGAGCAUCGGAGAAGCUCAGGACGCUCUCAGGGCCUUCUCCGAUUGGCUGAGCGCAACGACGACGGGUUUUACAGCAGCCAGCGAGAGCAAAAAAGUCCCAGACCGGGCGUCUCUGGAGAAAAAGAUGAAAAGGCUGGAGUCUCUACAGCGCGACAUGGACGAAGGCCACGCCCUGUUUAAGACCCUUCGUGAGAAAGCAGAGCAGGCCGUCUCCUUCCUGGAUGAAAGCGGGUCGUGCAAGCUGGAGCGCGAGGUCCAGGAGAGCCGAUCUCAGCUGGAAGAGCUCGGCCUGGGAUUACGAGCCGAGCACGGUGCUACGGAGAAGAGCACGAUGCUUUAUAAAGAGUUUCAGGAGCGUUAUAAGAGCCAGCUGCAGUGGCUGAGAGAGACUCGGGUUCUGCUCAGCGCUUCUACAGAACCCAAAGCUGAACUGUACCAGAGAAAAGCCCAGCUGGCAAAGUAUAAGGUGUUGGAGCAGUCGCUGCUGUCGCGGGACUCGGCUCUGAGCGCGAUGAUGGAGAAAGGAAAAACCCUGCUGUCUCUCCUCCACUCUCCCUCCAUCAUGGAGAACAUGGACAGAUUACAGAGCGACUAUCGGGAGCUGUGCGACUCCGCGCGGGCUCAGGUGCAGAAGCUGGAGGCUCAUGUGAAGAAACAGGAAGUGUAUCAUACCGAACUCCAGGAAGUGGAACGGUGGCUGCUGCAGAUGUCCAGCCGGAUGGUGACCCCUGACCCCACUCCGGGUGGUGGGCUGGAGGCAGCUGCGCAACAGCUGGCCAGACACAAGGCCAUCAUGGAGGAGAUUGCAGGCUUUGAGGAGCGUCUGGCAGGGCUGAAGGACAGAGGAGACGAGCUGACGUCUGGCUGCACCGAGCGCCUCCAGGCUCGCCUUCGCCAGCAGAUCCAGAGCCACCUGCAGGGAGCACGAGACAGCUACUCGGCCAUCUGCAGCACGGCGCAGCGCGUGUAUCAGAGUCUGGACAGGGAGCUGCAGAGGCACGUUAGCCUGCGAGACACACUGCAGCAGUGUCAAACCUGGCUGUUCAACAUCCAAGAGGAGCUGCAGCCGCCUGCGCAAACGCCACGCUACCUGGAGGAGGCGCUGAUCCAGCUGAAGCAGGAGCGAGCUCUUCAGGAGCAGGCCAGUACGUACCUGCAGCUGAUUUGCUCCACCUGUGACCUGUCGGAUGAGAAGGUGCGGGAGACCGCCGCCGAUAUCCAGCAAGUCAAAAUCCAGGUCGAGGAAAGGAUGGUCGAAUCCCAAGAGCUGUUAGACAGCUGGAGGGAAAUCGAGAGCCUGCGUUCCGAGCUGGAGUCUCAUCUCCGAGAAGCCGAACACUUUCUGCAGAACAUGCUGAGACGACCAGCAGAUCUCGAGCCGAAGGUCUCUCAGAAUCAGCUGGACCAAGCUCAGGACUUCAUCCAGGAGAUACAAGCCAGGCAGGCUGAUCUUACCGGCCUGAGAGAGAGCGUUGGUAGGCUGGUGCCAUCUCAGGAUUCGCCUGAGCUGGUGGAAAUAGGUCGUCUGCGCAGAUCUUGGUUAGAGCUUGCAAAGCAGGCUGCAGAGCUGUUGGAGCAGAGAGAGGAGGAUCUCCAGAGGAGUGGGGAUUAUCAAGAGUGCCUCAGUAUGGCAGAAGAGCUGUUUGACCAGUUGUCCAAGGAAUGGGAUUAUCUGUCCAGGGGAGAUAUGGAGAGCACUGCGGGGUGUUUAGAUGCCUUGAAGAAGCUCUCCAUAGAUCUUCAGGACCAGAGGUGUGUAUUAGAAGACUUGAGAGAUAACAAGAAUGCAAUCCUGUCACGCCUUAGUCUCGAGGACAAGGACUUUGUCAAGGAGCAGGUAGGUUACCUGGAGCAACGCUGGACCCAAAUGGAAAUGCAGGUUGUACAGAAGAUGCAGGAUACUGUUCAAACCCUUGAAGACCUCAAUCACUUAGAGGACCAGUUGCGGGAAACCCAAGAGUGGGCUGAGGUGCAGCGACCAUCUCUUUCUGACGUGCUGAAAACCAGCCCUCCUCCGGACCUUGCUCAGAGCUUUUUAUUUGAGCACUUGAGCUUUUGUGCAGAGCUGGAAGCCAAGCAGCAGCUCAUUCAUCAAUCCAUGUCUGAGGCUGGCAGCCUUUAUUCUCAUCUAGGACUAAAUGAGAAAAGGAGAAUGCAGACCUUGGUGCAGGCCGUUCAAGCAGAGGUAGAAUCUCUUGGCUCGAAGGCAGCUCAGCACCGCAAAAGCCUUAGUAAAGUAUUCACAGAGCGGACACAGUUCCUCCAGGCCUUGGACAGGGCUGCUGGAUGGAUCAAACAGCAAGAGCAGCGGGUUCUUGCAGAUGAGCAUGUGGCACUCUUGCCAGAUGAGCUCUCCAAGCAGGUGUCUCUUUGCAAGAACAUAUGUAGCAGCCUGAGGGGGUAUCAAGUGGAACUGACCUCACUUUGGACACAAGGAAGGGAACUGGUAAAGGAUACAACAGAGGGUGAGAAGGUGGAGACCCUUCAAAGGCUUGAGGAGCUCCAGGGAACUUUUGAGGCUUCCCUCCAAAGGUGCACACAUCAUUUGCAGCACCUGGAGAGAGCCCUAGUUAUUCGAAAGUACUUCAAAGUAGACCUGGAUAGAAUCUGCGAGUGGUUGAGACAUGCAGAAGCAGCCACAUUCCCCAUAAUAAACCUCAACAGAAAUGAUGUGGAGCUGCAGAACCAGUUAGCCAAAUACCAGCAGAUUUUGGAUCAUACCUCAGCAUACGAGAACCUGUUACUUAUUGUCCAGAGGGCAGGACAGGAAAUUCUUCCCACCUUAAAUGAAGUAGAUCACUGCUACCUGGAUGAGAAACUUAAUGGCCUUCCGCAACAAUACAAUGCCAUUCUUUUGUCAACCAAAGAAAAGCGAGACAGGAUCCAGCGAGUGAUUCUGGAACGCAAGGAAUUGGAGUCCCUCACUGAAGUGACGCGUAAAACUUUGGAGGAACUUCAGGAGCAGUGUGAUGCCUUAGAGAAACAAUCAACUAGUAGAUGUCUUGAAGACUGGGAAAGGUUGCAUGAUGACUACGAAGAGAUCCAGAAAGGCCUUUUAAACCUUCUCCAGCCACUGAAUGAGUUGAAGAGUAAAACUCAGGACUUGCAUUGCACAGGACAACCAUAUUCAUGUGAGGUCAUUGACCAGCUGGCAAGUCUUUAUAGCAGACUUGAGCAAGCAACAAAGGAAAAAGUUAACCAUCUGAACCGUAUGUUGAAUGUAUUAAAUGAUUAUAGGGCCACAGUCGUAAAAAUGGAUAGUGACAUUAAUGCAGUCAAGGAGCAUAUGGAUAAGCUUAAUUCUGAGAUGCAGUUCAAUGCCAUGGAGAGAUUAUCCAAACUGCAUGAACUGGCCAAAGAGCUAGAUGAGAUUACUUCUUAUUCUGAAGGUCUAACUGGACAGAUAACGGAUUUCAACCAGCACUUUGACAAUGAUACCCUUAAGACUCAGGUUUCCGUGAAGGAGACCCAGCUUCAAGCCUUGAAAUCAACCAUUUCCAAAUGUAUAGAAGAAUGUGAACAUUGUGCCAAUUUGUGUCUUGGGGAUGAACCAAGCUUCCAGGCUGAGGUCAAAUCAAACUUGCUGUGGCUCAGGAUGGUUAGACAGGAUCUUGGAAGUUUGUUUACUCUUCAGGAAAUCAGUGUUCAUGUUGUUCAGGAUGAGAUCAGAUCAGCAGUCGCACUUCAAAGAGAAAUGAAAUCUAGGCUCCAGUUGCUGGAAGUUUUAAGCCAAAAUGAGAGGUACAAGACUGCCGAACAGCCAUUCCCCAGUGACAUGGAGACCUAUUUAAAGGAUAUUGCAGACUUGGAGAGCGAGGUUCAGGAAUCCCUGUCAACCAAACAGGUGGUCUUGCAGUCAGCACUAUCCUUGCUACAAUUGUACCAAAGUGCCUUGAAAUCUACUCACCAGUGGUUUGAAGAUGCCGAUGCUGUCCUAAAGCAGAAGAACCAGGAACUAGAAUUGGAAGACCUUACAGAGAGCCUCCAGGAACUUAAACAUGUUUUGAGCCAAGAACCGACCAUAAAGAAGGCGGUUCAGGAUAUCGAGGGCGUUCUCCAUAAAAUGGAGGACUUUGUUGAUUCUGGCGUUAUUAUGAAACUCAAAGAAGGCUAUGAGACCACUUGUGAAAGGAGUGCUGAGCUCAUGGAGCAGCUAAGAUGUCACCAAGAAACCUUAAACCGAUGUUCAACUCGGUGGACGUCAUUUAAGAAAGACAGAGAAGUACUUAUAAGUCAGCUGAGUGAAGUUGAGAGGAGAUUGGCUGGGUUUAGCACGGCUAAAUCAAGCUCUCUUCAAGAAGCCGAGGACCAGCUUAGUUUUCACCAGGAUGUCGUGUUCCACCUGGAGGCUUGUCAGGAUAAACUGACAAACCUGAAAGAACAAUCGGAGCAGUCUGAGCUGAAGUCUGUGUCCAGUGCGACAGUUUCGCGUUCAGUCUGUGCACUACACCAGCGAUGGACUCAGUUAUCCAGUGUAGCUAAAGUACAAGAGAAGGCCCUUAAGGACACAGUGCAUGACUGGAGACGCUUCAUUGAGAAGCUGAAGAAGAUGAGGUCUGUGUCGGAGGACCUGCACAGCCGAGUUCCUGACAGCGUGGUGGAGAAAGCAGCCAGCACCGUGGCGCUACACAACCUGUUAGAGUAUCACGACUCCUUUAGCCGAGAGGUGGAGAGAGAGAACAGCGCCCUGACGCUCCUCAGACACCACGCCCUCCACCUGCUCCUCCACUCUGAUGCUGCAGGACUAAACAUGCCCAGCGACCAGACAACCAGGCUUAGCAAGCUGUCGGCCACGCCCCUCAGGCAGCCAACCACGCCAAGCAAGCCGCCAAACUCGACCAACAACCAAUCAACAACGCACAGUACACAACCAGACACGCCCAUCAAUCAAACAGCCUCGCCCAGCACACACAACCAAACAGCCACUCCCAGUACGCAAUCAUCCACACCCACUUCACAGCCAGCCAUACCCACCAACCACUUAGACACACCUAGAAACCAAACAGCCACUCCCAGUACACAAUCAUCCCCACCCAAUACACAGCCGGCCACACCCACCAACCACCUGGAUAGUCCUAGCAAUCAAACGGCCACACCCAGUACACAGCCAACUACUUCCAGCAAUCACUUAGACUCGCCUAGCAUACAGCCAGCCGCACCCGAAUACCAAACAACCACACCUCUCAACCAUCUAGGCACGCCCACCAAGCAGGCCAAUCAACCCAGCAGCGAAGAUGCUUUUUGUCUGCAGGAGAUUCAGGCAAUGCAGGAGAAAUAUGAGAGCCUGCUACAGAAAGUGUGCGUGAGCCGACAGCAGGUGCACGUGGAGCUGCUGGAGCGGGAGGAGGUGGAGCGGGAGCUGGGGCUCGUUAAAGGCUGGAUCCAGGACACACAGGGGCUGUUACUGAGCCCUACAGCCGACCUGGACACCCUGCUCUCUGACCUGGAGACGGCUCACGGCGGUGUUCAGUCUCAGCGGCAGGCUCUGGAGCAGAUCGCAGACCGCCAGCAGAUAAAAUACAAAGACCUCCAUGCCACGGUUCCCUCAGAGAUCAGCACCCAGCUGGCACAGGUCACACUGGCACUGGGCUCAGCAGAGGACCAGGUCCAGAGCCGAGAGAGAGAAGUGCAGCACAGCAGAGAUGUUAAAGAAGACUUUACUGCCAGACUGAAGGACAUCUCGGAGAAAGUCGGCGCCAUCUCUGUGAAACUGAAGCAGAAGAGUGUGGAUGUGGAAGAGGCCAAAGAGGAGACGGAGACUCUGCGUGAGGAGCUGGAGGACUGCUCCCACGCUCUCUCCGAGCUGGACGUGGCCGUGCAGGAGUUCGGAGAGCAGAACCCGCUCCUGGCCCGGCAGCUGGGCGCCACGCUGAGCAAACUCACCGAGCUCCACUCUCAGACCAGCAGACUCGCAGAGGGAAGGAGCGCACGGCUCAAGAAGGCUGAGCAGCACUUCGAGGAGUUUAACGACAGACUGACCCUCGUACUGAACUGGACAGAAAAAGCCGAGACUCUCGUUUCGUCCGGCAUUGUGUGGAGCCCCGCCUCGAUGAUGCAGGAGCAAAUCAGAACACACCAGGUGCUGCUGCGGGAGUGGCGGAGGCUGCAGGGCGAGAUGGAGGCGCUGACGGAGAGGGUGGGGUUGCUGGGAGAGGUGGUGCACACUGACGCACUUCACCAGCAGGUGGCAGAGCUGAGCCGUCACGCCGAAGAGCUGCAGCAGCGCGCCGAAGCACGCCUGCUCAACCUACAGGACGCCGCGAAGGACCUGAGCAGGCUGGAGAGCGAGGUGAAGAGCCUCCACCGGUGUAUAGAGCGAGUUCAGGAGACGCUGGCCUCGCCGGAGCUGGCUCGCCUCAGCCUCCGAGAGCAGCUGCUCCAGAGACAGCACCUGCUGACAGAAAUGGAGGGCUUUAAGGUGCAGGUGCAGGCCGUACAGAAGUGCAUGAGCUCUCUGCAGCUGCCCGAGGACGCCGUGGUCACGUUACCGCUGUGUGUCACGGCGCAGAGUCUACAGCAGGACAGCAGCCAUCUCCAACACACCACCAUACAGCAGUGCAACAUCCUGCAGGAGGCCGUGCUGCAGUACGAGCAGUAUGAACAGGAAGUGAAGAACCUUCAGAAGAUGAUCGAGGAAGCGCAGCGUGUCAUUCAGGACCGCCCCGUCGCUACGGGCAACAUCCACGAGCUUCAGACGCAGAUACAGCACCAUGAGGAGCUGGCCCAGAAGAUAAAAGUCUACCAGGAGCAGAUCGCAGCCCUGAACUCGAAGUGUAAGAUGCUGACGGUGAAGGCCAAGCACGCCACCAUGCUGCUAACAGUCAGCGAGGUCGGGGGGCUCUCGGACGGCCUGGAGGAGCUGGAGGAUGAGGAGGAGGAGAUGACCAAACACCCCGCAACACACCCCUCGGUCGUCAUGAUGACCGCAGGCCGAUGUCACACCCUCCUGUCUCCUGUAACGGAGGAGUCGGGUGAGGAGGGCACCAACAGCGAGGUCUCCUCCCCUCCGGCCUGCAGAUCCCCCUCACCCGGGCCUAACGCUGACGUCUCCCUUAACCAGGCUCCAGGAAGGGCCCCGUUAAGUCGUGCUCCUCUCCAGGAGCUCUACGACCAAUCUAUGGAAUCCGCUGCCACGGCUAACCUGGAUGACCUACAGCGCUCAUGGGAAACGCUGAAGAAUGUGAUCAGUGAGAAACAGAAGAGUCUGUACGAGGCUCUGGAGAGGCAGCAGCACUACCAGGAGGCUUUACAGUCCAUCUCCACCAAGAUGGAGUCCAUUGAGGCUUCACUAAACGAAGGCCUAGAACCUGGAAAGAGUCCUGAGAGCCAGAUGGCAGCUCACCAGGCGCUGAUGGACGAGAUCCUGAUGCUGCAGGAUGAGAUCAGCGCCCUGCAGGCGUGUUUCUCAGAGGAGCUCCAGCAGGAUGAGGAGAGCCCCGAACAUGAUGCCGGCGACCAGCUGGCACUGCACUCCACCCUCACCGUGCUGGGGGAACGCAUGGCCACCAUUCGCAUGAAGGCCUCGGGCAAGCGCCAGCUCCUGGAGGAGCGACUGAACGAGCAGCUGGAGGAGCAGAGGCAGGAACAGGCCCUGCAGCGUUACCAUAGCGAGGCAGAGGAGCUCGAUCAUUGGUUGCUCAGUACGCGAGCGACGCUUAACUCCGCCCUCCAGCCGCAUCCAGAGGACAUGGACAUGGAGGAGCAGCUGAUCGACUGUCAGAACAUGUUGUUGGAGAUCGAGCAGAAGGUGCUGUGUUUGUCCGAACUGUCCGUGCACAGCGAGAGCCUCCUGCUGGAGGGGAAGGCCGGCAUGCGUGGAGACGCCGAGCAGCUCACGCACAAACUGCACAGCCUUAAAGCCAGUCUGCUGGAGCUGCAGCGCAUCCUACAGGACAAACACACACACAUCCAGGGUUCUUUAAUGGAGCAGGAGGAGAGUGAGCCAGACUCGUCGUUGUCUCAGAGCCCCAGUGUACUGGACUGGCUCAGUCAGGCUCGGUCCACUCGCAGCCAGCAGCACCAGGACACGGUGCAGAGACAACGGGAAUUAGAGAUGCAGCUUGAGGAGCAGAGGAAGCUGAUGCAGUCUGUCGCCUGUCGAGGGGAGGAGCUUCUGUCACAGCAAACCACGCCCAACGGAGAGAGUGCCGCAGAUGUACAGGACACGUCGGACGUGAACGUGAGCGAACAGGACUGUAUGAGAGCGAAGUGGGAGAAUCUGAGUAAAGAUCUGAACACCAAGCUGCAGCUUUUAUUCAACACCAUGCAGGAGGAACAGCUCAACCCGGCGUAUCAGCGAUCUCGAGUUUCCAGCCCAGGAAGCCUUUUCAGAGGAGAUCAGCGGACGCCGGAUGUUUUUUCCCCCAGUGCUUUAUUUGAGACUUUUAACCACAAGCUGAAGGAACUAGCUGAGGUACUGAGACACAAGCUCAUCUGGUGAUGAGGUGGCGCCGAUGUUAAACGCGCUCAUGCUCGGGAGAGGACCCUGUACAAGGCGGUGUGCUCAGCCUCCACCUGGCUGGACGGUGCAGAAAACAGUCUGCUCUCCGGCCCUGUGCUGCUGUCUGAUGACUCGGAGGUUCAGCUCUGUCAUUUAGAGGGUUUGAAUAAGGAGGUGAAGAACGUCAGCGAGGAGGUGUGUAAAUGUCGGGAGGUGCUGGAGGAAUGUGGAGGAGGAGAAGGUGAUGACGUCAUCGAGGAGGUGCUGGAUGGACUGGAUGAGAGACUGAGAUUGAUGGAUUCGCUGCUGAAGCAGAGAUGUGACAGUAUUAGAGACAGGCUGCAGGAACAUACCACUUUUCAGGCUGAAUUGAGGCAGUUAUUUGCUGCUAUGAGCGACUCGAAGCAUCAGCUGCUGCAGAAGAUGUGUGGAGCUGCAGAUCGUCCAGCGUCCAAACAGCUAGAGACUCUGGCUGAAGCGGAGGACAGUGUGAGGGAGUUUGAACAGAGAGUGUGUGAGAUGAGGACUAAAGGAGAAACACUGCAGUCAGACCCAGUGACCACACAGGAGCUGCUCAGACUCCAGGACAUGUAUGAGGAGCUGGUGGAGAUGGUGGGCUCUAGGCGGAGUGCUCUGAACCAGAUGCUGGUGUUGAAGGCACAGUAUGAGAAAGCUUUACAGGACCUGCAGGAGCUUGUGGACACGGCGCAGGACAAAAUGGCCGCCGAUCAGAAGAUGACCGCGGGCUCCGUGCUCGAGGUUCAGAUCCUCCUGGACAAGCACAAGGAGUUUUUUCAGGGUCUGGAGGCCCAUGUGGUGCUGACGCAGGCCUUCUUCAGGCAGGUCAGUGUGGUCAUGGUGCAGCGAGAAGCUCAGGUCCUGGAGCAGACCGUAUCUCAGGCUCACACCGUCCUCAAACAGGCUCACAGGAGAGGAGUGGAGCUGGAGGGCAUCCUGGAGGAGUGGAGCAGGUUUGUUGGAGAUUAUCAGGCUCUGUAUCAGCAGCUGGAGGUGGUGGAGAGCAGCAUUCCGUCCGUGGGGCUGGUGGAGGAGACGGAAGAGAGGCUGAGUGAGAGAAUUGCACUUUACCAGUGUUUGAAGAGCACGCUGGUGGAGCGCCAGCAGCAGCUUUAUCAGGUUCUGGAGGACGGGAAGAGACUGUUACUGAGGGUGUGCUGCUCGGAGCUCGAGGCUCAGCUCACUCAGCUCGGAGAACACUGGCUCAGCAGCACAACCAAAAUCAGCAAAGAGCUGCAGCGCCUUGACUCCACGCUCAAACACUGGACCAGGUACCAGAGCGACUCAGCAGAACUGGGUCAGUGGCUGUCCUCGGCUCUGGACAGGCUCGAGUUCUGGAGCACGCAGUCCGUCACUGUUCCUCAGGAGCUGGAGACGGUCCGAGACCACCUGCACGCUUUCCUGGAAUUCUCUAAAGAAGUGGACGCUAAAUCGUCCCUGCGCUCGUCUGUCCUGAGCCGCGGUAACCAGCUGCUGAGGCUGAAGAAAGUGGACACGGCGGCGCUCCGGACUCACCUGGGCCAGGUGGAGACACAGUGGGCGGAGCUUCUCACGCACAUCCCUGUGGUGCAGGAGAAACUCCAUCAGCUGCAGAUGGAGAAACUGGCGUCCCGUCACGCCAUCGCUGAGCUGAUGAGCUGGAUUUCUCUCAUGGAGAACAUCAUCCAGGAGGACCAGGACAAGAUCCUGGAAGCAGUGGGCUCAGAGGUGGUGCAGACCUACAUCCAGAAAUACAAGGGUUUCGGGAUCGAUUUGUCCUGUAAGCAGCUGACGGUGGACUUUGUGAAUCAGUCGGUGCUGCAGAUCAGCAGUCAGGAUGUGGAGGGGAAGCGCAGCGACAAGACCGACUUUGCUGAGCGUCUGGGAGCCAUGAACCGGCGCUGGCAGAUUCUGCAGGGCCUCAUCACAGAGAAGAUCACGCUGUUGGAAAGUUUACUCGAGAGCUGGUUGGAGUAUGAAAACGGGGUCCAGACCCUGAAAACCUGGAUCAGCACACAGGAGGAAAAACUGAAGAAGAAGCCCAGGAUUGAGGACGUGGCCUCAGUGCAGAACCUCCUGAAAGACUGCCAGGAGCUGGAGGAGCUGGUGAAGGAGAAAGAGAAGGACCUGGAGAAAAUGGAGGAAAAAGGAUGCUCGCUCAUCCAGGGCAAGAAAGGAGACACCUCCACUGUUGUCAUGGAAACGCUUAAAGGGCUAAACCAAGCUUGGACCAAUUUGGACCAGAUGGUCGGCCAGAUGAAGAUCAGUCUGCGUGCCGUACUGGAGCAGUGGAGUCUGUACAAGAGAGCGUCUGAGGAGAUCCAAGGCUACCUGAUGGAAGGACAGUACUCCAUCUCGCGCCUCAGGCUCCUCACCGGUUCUCCUGAGGCUGUGCUCGUGCAGGUGGAGACCCUGGAGAGUCUGCAGGAGGAGCUGGAGAAGCAGGAGAGCAGUGUGAAGAAGUUCGGCUCUCUCACCAAAGAGCUGCUGAAAGACUGUCACUGCACUGUGGCUGAUUCUCUCAACACCACCCUCAUCGAAAUCAACCACAGGUGGAACUCGCUGCUGGAGCAGAUCUCCGAUCAGUUGAGGAGCAGUAAGAACCUGCUGCAGCUGUGGCAGCGCUAUAAAGAGCUUCAUGAGAGCAGCAGUAAGGAUGUGCAGAGACUGGAAGAGAGGGCGGAGCAUUUACUCAACAGCUCCGCCCACAGGGAGACCUCGGAACAGGAAGUGAAGACCUGGAUCCAUGACUGUGAUGACUUACUGAAGGCUCAUGGUUCAGUCCAGGCCACGCUGCAGCAGCUGACUGAUGUGGAGGAACAGCUGAGGCUGCAGGUGGAGCCGUCAUCCAUGGCAACCUUCCACACAGACUACCUGUCACUCAUCCAGCGCCUAGCAACAGUGGGACACGCCCUCCACAGGCAGCAGGCUCUGACAGAGGUGAGUGUGAAGGACUACGAGAGCUUCAGGGAGGAGCUGCGGUGUCUGAGUCAGUGGCCCGAGGAGGCACAGGAAGUGCUGAAGGAGUCGGAUCCGGCCGCGUCUGCAGAGCUGUCCUCUGUGCAGGAACGCAUGGAGAAACUCAAGAUCCAGAUGUUGAAUCUGAGUCGUCUGUCUCCUGAUCUGGAGCGGUUAAACAGUCUGGGCUACAGACUUCCACUAAACGAUCAGGAAAUCAAAAACCUUCAGAACCUCAACAGGAGCUGGGCGUCCACCUCGGCACAGAGCACGGAGAGGUUCAGUAAGCUACAAGCCCUGGUGCUGCAGAGACAGAGUUUCCUGGAGAAGUGCGAGACGUGGCUCGGUUUCCUGACCCAGACGGAGGAGAAACUCGGCGCUGAGAUCUCAGGAAAUUACCAAAGCCUGUUAGAGCAGCAGAGAGAGCAUGAGCUGUUCCAUGCGGAGAUGUUCAGUCGACAGCAGAUCCUCUACUCCAUUAUUAGUGAUGGCCAUCAGCUCCUCAAUCAGGGACGAGUGGAAGACAGAGACAAUUUUGGCCUGAAGUUGGCACUGUUGAGUAAUCAGUGGCAGGGCGUGGUGCGGAGAGCGCAGCAGAGGCGGGGCAUCAUCGACGCGCUGGUGUGUCAGUGGCAGCGCUACACUGAACUCUCUGACAAGCUGAGACACUGGCUGCAGGAGGCGGCUCUCGAACCGGACGAGGAACUGCAGCAGCAAGGACGAGUCACGGCUCUGCAGCAGGCCAGAGGGGUUCUGGAUCACAUCCAGCUGAAGGAGCGGGUACUACAGAGGCAGCAGGGCAGCUACAUCUUGGCAGUGGAAGCAGGAAGGCAGCUUCUCCUCUCGGCCGACGCCCAGGCAGAGGCGCUGCUGCAGGAGGAGCUGACGGAGCUCCAGGAGCAAUGGAGGAGCGCCAGCAUCCGUCUGGACCGGAGGAAGAAGGACCUGCUCUCGUUGUUGAAGGACUGGGAGCAGUGUGAGAAAGGAAUUGCUGCGUCACACGAGAAGCUGAGAGCAUUUAAGAGGAAGCUCUCUCUGCCUUUACCUGAGCACCAUGAAGAGCUGCACAACGAGCAAAUCCGCUGCAAGGAGUUAGAGGGCAGCACAGAAGGUUGGGCGGAUGACGUGGCCGCUCUGUGUGUGCUCAGAGACUCGCUCUCGAGCAGCCUGAGCUCCGACGACCUCACAGUCCUACAGGAGAGACUGGAGCUGCUGCAGAGACAGUGGGAGGAGACAUGUCAUCAGUUAACCCUGCGUAGGCAGCAGGUGAGUGAGAAGCUGAACGAGUGGGCCGUGUUCAAUGAGAAGAAUAAGGAGCUGUGUGAGUGGCUGACUCAGAUGGAGAGUAAGGUGUCUCAGAACGGAGACGUCAGCAUCGACGAGAUGAUCGAGAAGCUCAGGAAGGACUAUCAGGAGGAGAUCUCUGUAGCGCAGGAGAAUAAGCAGCAGUUGGAGCUCAUGGGCGAGAGAUUGGCUCAGGCCAGUCACGAGAGCAAAGCGGCCGAGAUCCAGUACAAACUGAGUAAAGUGAACGAGCGCUGGCAGCACCUGCUCGACCUCAUCGCAGCCAGGGUGAAGAAGCUCAGGGAGACUCUGGUGGCAGUGCAGCAGCUGGAUAAAAACAUGAGCAGUCUGCGUUCGUGGCUCACACACAUCGAGACGGAGCUGUCACGGCCCAUCGUCUACGAGACCUGCGACACAAACGAAAUCCAGAAGAAACUCAACCAGCAGCAGGAUUUGCAGCGAGAUAUUGAGAAGCACAGCACGGGCGUGGCCUCGGUGUUGAACCUGUGUGAGGUGCUGCUGCACGACUGUGACGCCUGUGCUACCGAGACCGAGUGCGACUCCAUCCAGCAGGCCACACGCAGCCUGGACCGCCGCUGGAGGAACAUCUGCGCCGUGGCCAUGGAGCGCAGGCUCAAGAUCGAGGAGACAUGGAGGUUGUGGCAGAAGUUUCUGGAUGAUUAUUCGCACUUUGAGGACUGGCUGAAGGCGUCGGAGAGAACCGCAGCUCUGCCCAACUCGUCUGGAGUUCUCUACACCGUCGCGAAAGAGGAGCUGAAGAAGUUCGAGGCAUUUCAGAGGCAGGUACAGGAGUGUUUAACUCAGCUAGAGCUCAUCAAUAAACAGUACCGGAGGCUGGCGCGUGAGAACCGUACAGACUCUUCCUGCCGACUCCGCCAAAUGGUGCACGACGGAAACCAGCGCUGGGACACGCUGCAGAGGAGAGUGGCGGCCAUCUUGCGCAGGCUGAAGCACUUCAUCGGGCAGCGUGAGGAGUUUGAGACGGUCAGAGACGGGGUUCUGGUGUGGCUGACGGAGAUGGACCUGCAGCUCACCAACAUCGAGCACUUCUCCGAGUGUGACGUUCAGGCCAAGAUCAAACAGCUCAGGGCGUUCCAGCAGGAGAUUGAUCUGAACACAGGGAAGAUCGGGAGUGUGUUCAGUCAGGGAGAAGCUCUGAUGGAGAAGACCGAGCCUCUGGAUGCGGCCGUAAUAGAGGAGGAGCUGGACGAGCUGCAGCGGUACUGCAGGGAAGUGUUCGGCCGCGUCAAUCGAUACUACAAGAAGCUCACGCGCCUGCCGCUGGCUGACGACGAGUGUGACGGAUCGGAUCGGGAGUUCGACCUCGACGGCUCAGGCGACGGCUCAGGUGACGGCUCAGGUGACCUCUCUGACCUCCAGUGGGAGGAGGGCAACUCUUUACCCAGCACCGCCAGCCAGACGCCCUCCAUCAGCCCGGCGCCGCUGCUGCACGCUAACUGCUCGGGUCGGGAGACUCCGGCUAGUGUGGACUCCAUCCCCUUAGAGUGGGACCACAACUACGACCUCGAGCCCAUGGGUCACACCAUGUCGUCGAAUAAGAGGGGGCGGGGCGAAGAGGACGAGGACGUUAUAUGCAGCACUACUGCAGCUCUCAAAGACGUAGUGAUUCCCGAGAGUCCUGAGGCUUAUAUAAAACUGACAGAAAGCACACUGAGGUCCUCCUCUGGUGACGCGGCUCGUAACGUACUGGACCUCGACAGCCAUAACAGCUCAUACAGUGGUUACAUGCGUCUGAUGGGAGAUUGUCGAGACAGCAUAAACGCUCUGAAGAGGGCAGAGGGCGAGCUGGAGGAGGAAGAGAGCGACCUGGCGGGACUAAACAACCCCGAGAACGCAGAACCACAGAACACAGGUGUGAUCGAGCGCUGGGAGCUCAUCCAGGCUCAGUCCCAUAACUCCAACGAAGACCUGCUGCUGUGGCAACAGCUGACCUCCGACCUGGAGGCUAUGGAGGCGUGGCUUAGCUGGACAGAGGAGGAGCUGGCUGAGCUGAAGGGGAGGGACUUGAGCACAGAUAUACACACCAUCGAUCAAAGGAUCAAGAAACUCAAGGAUCUGCAGAAGGAGCUGGACGCCCAUAAGCCCACGGUGCUGUCCAUCAACCUGAGCAGCGUCCGUCUCGUCCAAUCAGACGGCGAGGAGAGCAGGAAGCUGAGGAGGAGGCUGAAGGAGAUGAACUCCCGCUGGGACCGACUGGGUAAAGACCUGCAGCAGUGGAGAGCAGCGCUACAGGACGCACUCAUGCAGUGCCAGGAGUUCCACGAGCUGAGCCACGGCCUCCUGCUCUGGUUAGAGAACAUCGACCGGAGGAGGAAUGAAAUCGUCCCUGUCGCCCCAGGACUGGACCAUCACACACUCCGAGCCCAUUACAGAGCCUUAGAGCAAAUCGAGCAGGAGCUGCGGGACACGGAGCGCAGUGUGAGCAGCCUGCAGGAGCUCUCGGUGCAGCUGCUGGUGCAGGCGCAGGGCAGCGAGAGUCUGGAGGCGCAGGAGAGAGUGCACGUCAUCGGGAACCGCCUCCGCCUGCUGCUGAACGCCGUCACCUCCGACCUGCAGCUGCUCGAGAAACGGCUCCAGACCUCCGGAGACGCAAACGUGCCGUCCGUUUGGUCUGCGGCCGACGACGUGGACACGUCAGGGUCAGCCAGUCCCGUGUCUGUGGUCAGCGUUCCUGUUCAACAUCACACGCUACGGAGCAAAUGUAAUGUGUCAGGAGCAGGAUCCUCAUCCGGCCUGCCGCGCCACAGGUCCCUCGGGGUUUCUGCGUGCGCUUCCUCUCGUUGUGGCUCUUCCGGGCCACGCGGUGGCGCUGCUGCGGCUCGCUGCCAGCCCUUCCUGCUGCGGGUCCUGCGAGCGGCUCUGCCUCUGCAGCUCCUGCUGCUGCUCAUUGUGGGCUUGGCGUGUCUGGUGCCCAUCACUGAGGAGGACUACAGCUGCGCCAACCACAACAACUUUGCCCGCUCCUUCCACCCCAUGCUGCGCUACACCAAUGGGCCCCCGCCCAUCUGAGGUCCCCCUGCAACCCCUCCCCAGACACACGAACACGCUUCCCUCCCUCCCUCAGGAGGCGGGCCAUUAUGAAGUGAGCUCAUAAGACUGUCUAUUAGCCAAAGCUGAAUAUUUGAAUAUUAUCCGUGUACAGGUAAACACCGCUGCUAUUUUGAUUUUUGUUUGUGGUUUUUUUUUUUUUUUUUACUUUAAAUUAUUGAUUGCAAUCAGAAGUGUCACGACGAUCUGAUCGUUAGCCGAAGCCUGAACAGGAUCCUUUGGGGGAAACAGGAUAAUGAAGAAAUGAAUCAGACUUUUAUAGCACUGACGCAAGCGUAUUUUAAGGUACUGCACUUAAACCGUCCGGCAAAACUUUGUGAAAAUUAUUUUUUCAUUUGAAGAUUGUAUUUGAGAUACAAAAAGCUAUAUAAAAUUUCACUUAGUGAUUUUGAUAAGUAUUUGAAUGCCCUUUAAAGAUGUAUUUAUUUAAGUGUUUGGGGUUUUUUUUAAUCUUUAAUCAUCAUGGCAUGCGGUUGAUGCUUUUUUUUUUUUAACACUAAGCAAUCACUGAUAGUUGCUUGUCUUCUGUAAGAGCCAAGCUUUUUUUUGUUUUUCUAAAUACUGUACUAGUAGGUCACUAGGGUGUGGAAAAAAAAUGUAUAAAACAUCAUUUAUGAAACUGUCAGUGCUUAUUUAUGAGUGUACAGUUUACUAACACGGAGAGUAAAGAAGGCCUUUCUGAUUAAUA
This is a messenger RNA of Neoarius graeffei (lesser salmon catfish), 27331 nucleotides long. It is a transcript of the gene syne1a, whose product is annotated as spectrin repeat containing, nuclear envelope 1a. The transcript has 146 exons. Gene Ontology annotation, molecular function: protein binding. The record is from RefSeq and is a predicted model, not a curated record. Gene Ontology annotation, cellular component: membrane. Lineage: Eukaryota; Metazoa; Chordata; Actinopteri; Siluriformes; Ariidae.